AUGUCGGACCACAACGAUGGAGGCAAGAAGCAGAGCAGACACUCAGAUGCCAGUUCGCCCUUGCCGCGAGACUCGGGUGUGCUAGGGAGCCAAGUCAGCGGUGGGGGUUCAUUCACCACUCUGCAAGGAGGCGGUCUGAAGCCGAACAGUUCCACCGCAGCGGAAGUGCUUGAGCUCAAACAGAUGUUGGCCUCUGCCAAGGAAGCCCUCUCCCUCCAAAAACAGGAGGUGCAAAAUAUGCAGAACGAUGUUUAUACAAAAGAGGGAGAGAACUCAAUCCUCCGAGGCAAACUCAAGGACAGCUCAGAGCAGUUUGAGGUGCUGCGUAACGAG
This is a messenger RNA of Sphaeroforma arctica JP610, 333 nucleotides long. RefSeq lists its product as hypothetical. The annotation marks the transcript as partial. The record is from RefSeq and is a predicted model, not a curated record. The transcript is spliced from 4 exons. NCBI's taxonomy places the organism in Eukaryota, Ichthyosporea, Ichthyophonida.